AAGAAGAAGGAGCAGUGGUAGAAGAAGAAGUAGAAGAAGAAGAAAACCCGCGAUACCCAACGAAUUCAUAACAAGAGCGAUAUGAUCAGUUAUUAUACUUAGUUAAAAUUAGACUUUGACAAACGACACGACGCGUAUUUCCACAUAAAUUUGUGCGACGCUGUAACACGUCAUAGCGAGGCGACGCUUCAAUGCUAAACUCACGUUAGCUUCAGUUGGUUCGUUCGUGUUGAAGAUGGAGGAGAGUGAGAUGGAGGCGGACUCGGUGGAGAUGAUGUCGGGAGCUUCACCCCAACACGACGUCACCGACGCGUGGGAAAGAGUCACCGCGACUCUGGUUUCCCCCGGCGGCUCGGUGUCGGAGCAGAGCCUCUCCGACUCCCUGGCCCUGCUGUGCUCUCACGGUCUGGGUCGGCUUCUGGCCGGCUGGCUGCUGGAGACCCUUCAGAUGCGUCUGUCCUCCUCCGUGGUGCCAGAGUUCUGGUCCGGACUCGAGCAGCCGGAGAACGAGCUGGAGGAGAGGGGCCGGGCCUGGGUCCUGCUCACCGCCUUCCGGACGCUGUUGGAUCGACUGGAACCUUUCCUGGGUGGUCUGGAGCUGCUGGGGAUGUGGCAGGAGAAGGGCCACGGCGGUCUGUGCGGUCCGGGGCCCGGCGGCCUCCGAGAGCGGGCCUUCACCCUCAUCAGGGCCCUCCUCCUCUUCUCCCCCUCCCCGGUUCUCCAGGAGCGAGUGCUGGAGUUUUACAGCAGGACGUUUUCCGUCUACAUGAACCGAGAGGGCGAGGGAGAGGAUGGGACCGAGGCUCCCGAGGGCCCGGAGGGAGGCGUCUGCCGGGGCUGUGGGGUUCCAACUUCGCAGUGUUGGUGUCAGGAGGCCCUGGAACAACUGCAGGAGCUCAGCCACAUACUCUCCAGACUGCAGCUGCUGGAGUGGGUCAGCUCCGAGGCCGUCACCUCCAUCCUGCACAAGCUCAUCGAGCAGCGGAUGGAGCAGCACUGCAGGGGCGAGUACGAGUGUUCCUUCCUGCUUGAGUUCCAGGAGUGGCUGGAGCUGGUGCUCGGCUGGCUGAGCAAAGUGUUUGCCAGCGAGUCGGACACGGACGCUCCGGUUCCCGCUCCCAGCAGCGUCCUCGGCGGCACGCCCGGGACUCCCGGCGUCCAGGCCGGCAGCUCCAUCCUGAAGCAGUGGCGAUGCCACAUGCACCAGUUCUUCUGCAGGAUCUACGUCAACAUGAGGAUCGAAGAGCUCUUCAGCAUCAUCAGAGAUUUCCCAGAAUCCAAAGCUGCCAUCGAGGACCUGAAGUUCUGUCUGGACAGGACCAAUCAGAGGCAGCAGCUCCUCACCUCGCUGAAAUCUGCCUUUGAGAGCCGCCUCCUGCACCCAGGCGUCCACACGUCCGACAUCCUCACGGUUUACAUCUCGGCCAUCAAGGCGCUCAGGGAGCUGGACCCGUCUAUGGUCAUCCUGCAGGUCGCCUGCCAGCCCAUCCGCAAAUACCUGCGGACCCGGGAGGACACGGUGCGGCAGAUCGUUGCCGGACUCACCGGAGACGCCGAGGGCUGCACGGACUUGGCCUCCGAACUGUCCCGUGGCGACCCCGUGACCCUGGAGAUGCAGGACAGCGACGAGGAGGGCAAUGACCCCGAGGACUGGACCCCCGACCCGACCGACGCUGUGCCAGAUAAAAUGGGCUCGAAGCGUCGCUCGUCCGACAUCAUCAGCCUGCUGGUCAGUAUCUACGGCAGCAAGGACAUCUUCAUCGACGAGUACCGGGCUGUGCUCGCCGACCGGCUGCUGCACCAGCUCAACUACAACACGGCCAGGGAGAUCCGUAACGUGGAGCUGCUGAAGCUGCGGUUCGGGGAGUCGCACAUGCACUACUGUGAGGUCAUGUUGAAGGACAUGGCCGACUCUCGCAGGAUCAACGGUAACAUCCGCGAGGAGGAGUCGCGGCUCGGCGAGGAGGAGCGGCCGCCGCUCGCGCUGUCGGCCAUCAUCCUGUCCUCCGAGUUCUGGCCGCCGCUGAAGGAGGAGAAGCUGGAGCUGCCGCCGCUCGCCUGCCAGGCCAUGGACGCCUACACCCGCCGCUACGAGAAGCUCAAGGCGAUGCGGACGCUGAGCUGGAAGCCUCACCUGGGCUCCGUCACUCUGGACGUGGAGCUGGAGGAUCGAACCCUCACAAACAUCACCGUGUCACCAGUCCACGCCGCCAUCAUCCUGCACUUCCAGGAAAAGAGCUCGUGGACGCUGGAGGAGCUGAGCGUGAAGCUUGGCGCCCCGAAGGAACUGGUGCACAGGAAGCUGGCGCUGUGGCAGCAGCACGGCGUCCUGCGGGAGGAGGCGGGCGGAGGGGGCGGGGCCGGAGGAGGGGGCGGGCGCUACUACGUGGUGGAGACGGGCUCGUCCAGAGAGAAGCUGGAGAGAGGAGCGAUGCUCAUCGACAGCGACGAGGAGAGAGACUCCAACACCACCACCCAGUCGGAGCAGAGGGAGGAGAAGCUGCAGCUGUUCUGGGCCUACAUCCAGGCGAUGCUCACCAACCUCGACAGCAUGACGCUGGACCGGAUCCACUCCAUGCUCCGGAUGUUCGUCGCCACGGGACCCGUCGUCACGGAGAUGGACGUCAACGAGCUGGAGGCCUUCCUGCAGAGGAAGGUGAGGGAGCAUCAGCUGAUGGUCUCAGCCGGCGUCUACAGACUCCCCAAGGCCAACUGACGCUUUGUUCGCGUUCCUCUCCUCGGCCUUUGGGCGGGAAAAAAAACCAACCUGGAAUUGUUUGGUUUUGAAAUCCUGGUUGUGACGAGAGCCGCUGGUCACUGACAGAACCAGACGGGUGAUUUCCACCUGCUGGGUUAAACUGGAUUUUCCUGCGAUAUUGAAAGCAGCAUAAUUUUUUAAAAAGGCUUUUCCUCCCGAAAGGUUUGGUUUUCAAAAUAAAAGCACUUUCACCCUCCUCAGCGUCGACGCCGCAGCUUGUUGCUGUCGAACACUCGUCGUGUUUCAUGAAUAUAAAAGUUUAAUGUCUCGUGUUUUGUUCUUUGACGUGGACACGAUCAGACGACGUGUGGUGAAGAACAUUUACUCUGACGUCGUACAAACUCUUUCAGAACCGAUGUGAGGAAUUAAUUCAAUGCUACAAUUGUUUUUACUUUUGAGGGAAAUGUCAUUUUACUAAAUCUGAAUUCUUCAGUACUACUUAUGUACUUUUAUUUCUUUGAAGCUCAGUUCAACAGUGAACUGAAAAAAUAUGUGUAGAGACCAGUUGUGUGUAAUUACAAAAUCCUUGUUUUGACAGUUUAAUCUGUAGAAUCAUUUCUCAGAAACAGAACCGCUCGUCGGACUCGUCUCGUCUCCGGCACGAUCAGUUUCCUAAAGUCAGAAUAUUUCUCACGAGACCUUAAACAUCAAAAAGGUCGACCCAACUUCUUCAGAGUUCUGCAGACACCAACAUGUCACCUCCUCCUGAAGCUCUGACCUGAACCUGGAAAUGUUUUACUUUGAUACCAACAGACACUUUAAUGCUUUAUUUGGAUUUUGACACAUUUGCUAGGCAACAAAAGAUUGACAUGAAAAAACAAAACAAUAAACGAAUGUAUCAGUUA
Molecule: messenger RNA, 3603 nt
Organism: Scophthalmus maximus (turbot)
Lineage: Eukaryota; Metazoa; Chordata; Actinopteri; Pleuronectiformes; Scophthalmidae
Gene: anapc2
Product: anaphase promoting complex subunit 2
Exons: 14
Coding region: 236-2716 (826 amino acids)
Biological process (GO): ubiquitin-dependent protein catabolic process
Cellular component (GO): anaphase-promoting complex
Molecular function (GO): ubiquitin protein ligase binding
Source: RefSeq, a predicted model, not a curated record